Podospora bellae-mahoneyi is the source of this 495-nucleotide messenger RNA. RefSeq lists its product as uncharacterized. NCBI's taxonomy places the organism in Eukaryota, Fungi, Ascomycota, Sordariomycetes, Sordariales, Podosporaceae. The transcript is spliced from 2 exons. The record is from RefSeq and is a predicted model, not a curated record. Bases 1 to 495 code for a protein of 164 amino acids.
AUGAGGCUGGCUGCUCAAGCGUCCCCCCUCCCCUCCCCUCCUCGCGCAGUUUUGCCCGAUUCCGAGCAAUCUAGCAUGUUUCUUCCGAACUGUGGAUGGGAGCCCAAGAGUCCGGCUGACCUACCGGGGACGACGGUCACGGGAGACGCAUGGUACUGUCUUGGGAGGGUGUGGGAUCUUCCGAACGGCUGGGGAGAUCUUAUCUCGAUGAUGGAAACCGAGGUGCAUAUCCGUCCUGUCCUCCCAGCCUGGAGACUUCUACACACAUACACGCUCAUGCAGGUGCCCGGAUACCCCCCAAAGACCAAGACAAUGUCGAGUUGGAGCAAACCGCCUGCCGAAGCAAACAUUGGCGCACCGGCGAUGUCCCCGUACCCUAUUAUGAGUCCAAAUGCCAGCGUCCACACUGUGGACGCACACCCCUCGAGGCAAACAUACCUGUGUUCACGACACCGAAUUUCUCCAUGGUCUGAUCUUCUUUUCUUUUUCGUGUAG